AUGGAAGAAGUCAAUUCCUCUCCCUUAGAGAGAUUCCAAAGGAUUGAUCUCCAGGAAUCUGAUCACAACCCCCCUGCCUUUGUUAACAAAGAUAUCUCCAAUUACUUUUCGCCUAUUCGGCUUGAUGACGCUCCCUCGUGGGUUCUGAGACCCGAACUGCCGUCUUCGGAUGAAAUCUUGGACAACAACAAUGAUGAAGACGUCUUCCUGGUCCCCAAUAAGAUCGAUGGCGCUUGGGAAUCCAAAGACGCCUAUUUGAAAGCCCACUACGAACUUCUCAGGGAAGACGCAGUGGCUCCGUUGCGUGAUGCUGUGGCUUAUGUGAGGAAUGACCCGGAGAUGAUGGACACACAGGCGAUUUCCAUAUAUGAAAAGGUCUAUAUAACCGGUGUAACUUUCUCGCAUCGAGGUUUGGCAUUUCGGAUUCGGUUCUCUACAAAUAGAGCUGGGAAGAGUAUCGCAUGGGACUACUCUAAACGCUUGAUAAGUGGCUCCGUGAUUGCUUUAUCCCCUGUCCAUGAUCUCUUUCAGAGCAAGUGUAUCGUUGCUGUUGUUGCCGCUAGACCGCUGGAAGCUGUCAAGCAACUACCUCCAGAAAUCGAUAUCUUCUUUGCGGACCCAGCUGAUGCAGACUUCGAUCCCCAACUUGAAUGGCUGAUGGUAGAGGCGAAGAACGGAUACUAUGAGUCCGCGAGGCACACUUUAACCGCUCUUCAGAAGAUGAGUCAAGAACGAUUUCCCCUUGCACGUUAUAUCUGCUCCCUCAACACCGAUAUCGACCCUCCGGAAUACGUCAAAAACAACCCCGUUGUUGAACUGGAGUCUGCAAUUGAGGAUUCUGGAGAAGGUGGCCAUUUUGAUCUUCUUAAAGAAUGGCCCCGGCGCCCAUCAGGCGGUUUUGAUACGGCGCAAUGGGCCGCGCUAGAGCAAAUCCUCACAAGGCAGCUUGCUAUUAUUCAAGGCCCUCCGGGUACGGGCAAGACGCAUGUCUCAGUGGUUGCAUUAAAGAUCCUCCUCUCCAAUAUGAAAGCCAACGAUCCUCCAAUUAUAAUCUCCUCGCAGACAAAUCAUGCUAUCGAUCAAAUCCUGAAAUAUGUCUCCCAGUUUGAGAAACAAUAUGUUCGUCUAGGGGGUAGAAGCAGCGACCCUAAUAUCAGAAAACGCACGCUAUAUGCAAUUCGAUGCAGUGAACCAACGCCUGCUUUCAAUGGCGGUGUCUUCCCAUCUGCAAUCAGAAAAAACAAGGCAUUGUUUAAUAGCUUGUCAGAAAUUCUACAGCCGCUCUGCGCUGAAAAUUCAGAUUGCCCAAUCCCAUCGUCAGUGUUCAAGAAGUACAAUCUCUUGGGGGAAAAGCAGUGUGACGCCCUCGCAGAGGGAGCUAAACGCUGGGUACAUGCUGGAGGAGAGGCCGAAGAGGCCGACCCGCUAGUAGCCUGGCUUGGAGAUCAAGUCAUUCCGUUUGAAGUCAAAUACACAGCUCAGAACUUUGGGUUUGCUGAAGACGAGGUGGACCGAGAAUAUGAGCAGCUGAAAGAGCUGGAGGCGGAACAGGGACUAGAUGAGGACGAUCACGAAAUCCUCAAAGGCCCGUUCACCUCACUCCGGGAGUCUUAUAUUGGGCGACAAGAUUCUUUUCAUACGAAACAAUCUGCCUUAAGGUAUCUUGAGUGCGAUGAUAUGUGGAAAAUUCCAGUAAAGGAGCGCGGCAGUGUCUACAACAUCCUCCGAAAGCAGCUGAAAACACGACUCUUGCAAGACUUCCGUAGAUUAUGUGCUCGGUACUAUGACUGUUGCAAAAAUCUACAAAUAGGGAGAUGGGAAAGGGAUUAUUUUAUCCUCCAAAACGCCAGGGUGAUCGGGAUGACAGCAACCGGGCUAAGCAAGUAUCGAGCUCUGGUUUCGAGCCUGAAACCAAAGAUUGUCCUGGUAGAAGAAGCUGCAGAGGCGAUUGAGGCUCCUAUAGCUGCUGCGUGUUUGGACUCUCUCCAACAUAUGAUUCUUGUCGGUGACCAUCAACAGCUUCGAGGACGAUGUGCAGUUCAAGACCUUAAAGGGGAUCCAUUCUUCCUGGACGUGUCGAUGUUUGAGCGUCUGGUCCAGAAUAGUAUGGAAUAUGUCACGCUCCGGCAACAGAGACGUAUGGCUCCUGAGAUCCGCGGGUUAUUGACCCCCAUAUAUGAGGGAUUGGAGGAUCACGAGUCGGUAAAGCAACAACCAAAAGUGCCGGGAAUGGGGAAUUGCCGAUUGUAUUUCUUUACCCACAGCUGGCCCGAAAGCCGUGACAGCCUCGCCUCUAAAUUUAACGAAAAGGAAGCUGAGAUGAUAGUGGGGUUCUUCAAUUACCUCGUGCUCAACAAUAUAGAGGUUAAAGAUAUAACCAUACUCACAUUUUACAACGGCCAAAGAAAGAGGUUGCUAAAUCUGCUGAAGAAGCAUUCUUAUCUCCAAGGAACCUAUGUGAAGGUCAUGACUGUCGACUCGUAUCAGGGAGAGGAGAAUGAAAUCGUGAUUCUCUCUCUUGUCAGAAACAGGGGGAAGGAUAUAGGGUUUCUGUCGAUACCCAAUCGUGUCUGCGUGGCUCUUUCGCGGGCAAAACGUGGGUUUUACAUGUUUGGAAAUGCUGGGCUGCUUGCGUCUGCCAACUCUCUCUGGGAGAAGGUUUUGCUAAUCAUGGGCAACAAGAGUGAAAAGCCACGCAUUGCAUAUGAGCUACCGCUGACUUGCGAGAAGCAUGGAAACAGAAUCCUUAUUAAAGAUCCGUCCGAGUGGAGCACGAUCAAUGGGGGCUGCCAACUUCCCUGUGGUGAGAGUCUGCCUCACUGUGGACACAAAUGCAGUAUCCAAUGCCACAGCUUUUCGCACGACCAAGUUCAGUGCCGCGAAACUUGCAACCGUCGAAUGGCCUGCGAACACAUCUGCAAGAUCCCUUGCUCGACAACCCACACGUGUUCUUGCACCUGCGAGGAAGCCCGGCGACUUGAAUAUCUUACGCAGACGGUUAGAGCCGAUGAUAACUGGUCACAGGGACGGCAAGUUGGACUAGGAAGCAGAGAACAAGCAGUCGAGAAUUACCAGGCGUUUGCGAAAGGAGAGUCCAAACGUCACGAUGCAAUUUUAGCUCAAAAGCUAGAGUCAAUUCACCAUCCCAGACAACAGAACGAGCCCGUGCGUGGUGUCAUCCCGGAGCAAACCGGUUUUGAUCCAAACUGGGCUGAGGAAGGAGCAUUCGCCCAGCGUGAACUUGGGGGGAUAAGCGCAAUGCAGCCAAGAAGCCUUCUCGACGACUGA
Aspergillus ochraceoroseus IBT 24754 is the source of this 3288-nucleotide messenger RNA. RefSeq names its product putative DEAD box helicase involved in nonsense mediated decay. Gene Ontology annotation, molecular function: helicase activity. The transcript is spliced from 5 exons. NCBI's taxonomy places the organism in Eukaryota, Fungi, Ascomycota, Eurotiomycetes, Eurotiales, Aspergillaceae. Gene Ontology annotation, cellular component: nuclear RNA-directed RNA polymerase complex. The record is from RefSeq and is a predicted model, not a curated record. The coding region runs from base 1 to 3288 and encodes 1095 amino acids. Gene Ontology annotation, biological process: regulatory ncRNA-mediated heterochromatin formation.